Messenger RNA from Lepisosteus oculatus (spotted gar), 3744 nucleotides. It is a transcript of the gene nprl3, whose product is annotated as NPR3-like, GATOR1 complex subunit. The record is from RefSeq and is a predicted model, not a curated record. Gene Ontology annotation, biological process: negative regulation of TORC1 signaling; TORC1 signaling; cellular response to amino acid starvation. Gene Ontology annotation, cellular component: GATOR1 complex. Lineage: Eukaryota; Metazoa; Chordata; Actinopteri; Semionotiformes; Lepisosteidae.
UUCCUUAUCAAUGUUACACAAAAUAAGUGGAGGCUGCCAGGCUUUUUGUAAGGUGUAAAUUGUAAAUAAAUUAUGUACGUAACUAAAACAAUUGGGACUGUAGUUAGACCCUUUUUUUUAAUAGAGUGAUGAUGACGAGUUAAAUGAUAAGUACAGAACAUUUGAAUCCGCGAGAAUUUGAUUUGCACUCUCAGUGUUUAUGAUUAUUUUCCUCGCUUUCUUAUUUUUUAGCGUUGAUAAUGUGCAGCAGGUAUUUAGUCCAGUGAAAACGAAAGCCGGAGGAAAUGGUCACAAGCGGUCUCUGCUUGUGGGAGGAACGACAGGUUUUUAUACGAGAUUUCCUUUCUUUAAACUGCGUCGGCGGAUUAACGAAUUGAAGAAGAUUACAGCAUGUACACGCAGUCGGAAACGACCCUGGCCAAAAGCAGCGAGAAGACCAGCCCCAUCAGUGUCAUACUGGUGAGCUCUGGCAGUCGGGGCAAUAAACUCCUGUUCCGAUACCCCUUUCAAAAAGCCGCGGAGAGCAGAUCUUCUCAAACAAAUAAGCAGCGAAACCCAUAUGCUCUGAACACUGUGGCUGACCUCCCUGAAGACCAGGAUGGAGAUUCAAGAGAGCAAACUCCACUAACUGAUGAACAGUUGGUAGCAGGGUUUUCCGACAUCAUCCUGGCCACAAUCCUGGCCACCAAGUCCGACAUGUGCGGGAAGAAGUUUGAGCUGAAAAUUGACAACGUGCGCUUCGUGGGGCACCCCACUCUCCUCCAGCACACCCACACUCUCCAGGUGUCGAAAACGGACCCUUCGCCCAAGAGGGAGAUUCCCACUAUGAUUCUCUUCAAUGUCGUCUUUGCUCUGCGGGCCAACGCCGACCCCUCGGUGAUCAGCUGCAUGCACAACCUGUCGCGCCGCGUGGCCAUCGCACUGCAGCACGAGGAGCGGCGCUGCCAGUACCUCACCCGGGAGGCCAAGCUGAUGCUGGCCCUGCAGGACGAGGCCACCGCCAUGGCGGAGGCGGACGGAGGCCUGCAGUCCCCCUUCUGGCAGAUCCUGCCCAAAUGCAAGCUGGCCCAAGACUUAAAGGAGGCUUAUGACAGUCUCUGUACCACCGGAGCAGUUCGACUGCACAUCAACAACUGGCUGGAGGUGAGUUUCUGCCUGCCUCACAAGAUCCACAGAGUUGGGGGCAACCACAUUCCCCCCGAGGCCCUGGAGCGAAGUCUGAAGGCUAUCCGCCCCUACCAUGCGCUGCUGCUGCUGGACAGCGAGAGGGCCCUGCUGAGCCAGCUGCCCCUGGACUGCUCCCCCGCCCUGGUGCGCGUCAUCAAGACCUGCUCCGCGGUCAAGAACCUGCAGCAGCUGGCUCAGGACGCGGACCUGGCUCUGCUGCAGGUGUUUCAGCUUGCAGCACACCUGGUGUACUGGGGCAAGGCCAUCAUCAUCUACCCCCUGUGCGAGAACAACGUAUACAUGCUCUCCCCUCAUGCCAACAUUUGUCUCUACUCCCCGUUGGCUGAACACUUUGCACAGCAGUUUCCGGGCCACGACCUGCCCUCCAUGCUGGCCAAGUUUUCCCUGCCUGUGUCCCUGUCGGAGUUCCGGAACCCUCUGGACCCUCCGGUGGAGGAGGCUAACCUGAUCCAGAUGGUGAUCUGGAUGCUGCAGCAUCGUCUCCUGAUCCAGCUGCACACCUAUGUCUGCCUGCUGGUGCCCCCCAGCGAGGAGGAGCAGCGCCCGCGGGACGAGGAGCUGCCCCUGGCGGCCCGCGUGGGGGGGCGCAGUCUCAGCACCCCCAGCGCCCUGAGCUUCGGCUCCCCAACCAGCAGCGACGACAUGACCCUGACGAGCCCCAGCAUGGACAACUCCAGCGCCGAGCUGGCCCCGGGGGGGGACUCCCCCCUCAACAAGAGGAUGACGGAGACCCUGCUGGCCAGCCUGACGGAGCACGAGCGGCAGGUCAUCCUCAGCAUCCCGGCCGCCCAGAGCCCGGAAGACCUGCGCAUGUUCGCCAGGCUGCUGCAUUACUUCCGAGGGCGGCACCACCUGGAGGAGAUCAUGUACAACGAGAACAUGCGGCGCUCCCAGCUCAAGACCCUCUUCGACAAGUUCCGCAGCGUGCUGGUGGUCACCAACCACGAGGACCCCAUCAUCUCCCUGUUCCAGUCACCCCUGGACUGAGGUGGCCAUGACUCUGCCAGCCGGGGCCCCGAAUGUCAUGCCAGCAGCCUGCCCACAUCCCUGCCCUUUGCUGACCCCUGGCUGCCAAUGCUGGAGCCUGCUAGCGGCGCUGUGGCUGGAAGGGUGAUGAUACGGGGGACAUUGCUGACAUGCGCAGGGGAGAGGCAGUCCUACUUUCCUGGAGGGAUGUGGAAAUUGUGUCCUGCUGAGAUUUCUCAGGUCAACGAAUGUUUACCAACGCUACUGAACCUAAAUGACAGAGAUGUCUAGCGGACAGGCAGCCUCACAGUUAUAGCCAUCAGCUAGCACCAGAGUGAGAUGGGAUUGCACUGGGCUUGCUGUUCCACCCACAAAGGUGAAACUGAAGAGGAGAUCCUGCAGGCUUUGUCCUCGUCUCGCCAACAUCUAGAAAUCGAUACGUCACAAGGCCACAUGGCCUUGCUCUCUUCACAAAGGAGGGGCCUGUUCAUGGACAAUCAUCAUAGACUCUUGACAGACCACUGCUGGCACUUACUGAUCUUAAAAAAAGAUGGGCCAACUGUGGAAAUUAAAAUGAAGGACAUCAAUUUAUAUGUUCUGCACUGCUGUGAAUACAGUAACUAAACUGCUGCUUAACUUAGUUAAUAUACGUCAGGAUGAACCUGGUUGCUACAAAACCCUGUCGAUGAAAUUCACAUUACAGAUUAUCUGCAUUAACCCAACCUCCUACUGCAAUCAACAGCUACCAUUCUUAACAUUAACUCUGUAUGAGGUGAUGAUUUUAGGGACUUUUGAUCUGUACAGAAAACCAGUCUGAAAGACACCAGGUCCUUGCUUCACUUAACCAUGUCACCUUUAGGACAUUGUGCACAACACUGCCCUCCACCCUCUUUCUCUGUGGUGAGAUUAUUCCUUUUUCACCUAAGAAGAUCAAGGACACUGUAAUGCCCUCUGUAAUAAUGCCCUCGUUAAUACUGUUGAUGUAUGAAGUUUUGCAGUAUAGUGCUCAGCAGCCCUUUAGGGUGAAUAUGUGAUUUAAGAAUCGUGCUAUGAAGUGCUUCAGAUGUCCCACAGAAGUCACAGUGAGCGUGGACAAAGAAUAAGAAUAACUCGGUAAGCAUGUCAAACACACGAGAGGCUUCUGCACACUCCUGCUCUGGUACUUCAGGGCUGUGGGCACUGAGAGGCUCGGUGGCCUCACAUCUGUUACAAGACAGAAAUUUGUCUUGCAGCACAAAGAAUGCAAAGUCUCAUCGGAUGGAUUUCAGAAACUCGUAAAAUAGCUUUAACUAGAUUAACCAAACCCAGAACAAGCCGUAAUAAUGAAACUUGAGCAGAGAUUGAUUUGCGGAUGUGAGUUUCCAGGUACUUGUGUGUUACCGUUAGAAAACCAACCGUGUCCUGUUACAGUUACAGCUGGGAACAGCUGAUUGACUUCUGAUUAAUGAUGAUGUACUGUAGGUAGUAGGUGGUGUUAUUCUGAGAUUCAGCAGCCUUCUUUGAGAAACAGCAGGAAUUUAAUUUCAAAUUGUGUUGCAACACUGGAUGAUGCAUCUGCUGUUUACAGUAUUAAAACAAGUCUGUGACCAU